CAGGCGUCGGUGUUCUGUAGUGUCCGGUCUAUGGAGUCAGUUGGUUUCGGCGGCAGCGCGGAGGUAGCAGGCGGUGUCCGAGUGGGGGCCUUUGCCCCGCCAGGAUGUUACCGGGCUUGGCCGCCGCCGCCGCGGCCCACAGAUGUAGCUGGUCCUCCCUGUGCCGGCUCCGUCUGCGCUGCAGGGCGGCAGCCUGCGGCUCCAGCGACCUCCAGGAAUGGCAGAAUUUAGUGACAUUUGGAAGCUUUUCAAAUAUUGUUCCCUGUUGCACACUGAAUCAAGUAAAGUUGUAUUCCACAAAUGUUCAGAAAGAAGGACAGGGAUCACAGACUCACAAAAUGGAAAAAGUGCCAUCAUUUGAUGAAGCAGCAGAGAAUAUUGGUGCAGAACUGAAAGCUCCACUUAUUAAGCAAGAACCUCUCCAAGUACGAGUCAAAGCAGUCCUUAAAAAGAGGGAAUAUGGGGAGGAAUAUGGACCAAAGUACACUCAGAAUAAUUUCAUCACUGGAGUCAGAGCAAUGAAUGAGUUCUGCCUCAAAUCCAGUGAUCUAGAACAACUUCGAAAAAUCAGACGACGAAGUCCUCAUGAAGAUACCGAGUCCUUCACUGUUUACUUGAGAUCAGAUGUGGAGGCAAAAUCUUUGGAAGUUUGGGGAAGCCCUGAAGCUCUUGCCAGAGAGAAAAAACUUCGUAAGGAAGCAGAAAUAGAAUAUAGAGAAAGGUUAUUUAGAAACCAAAAAAUAUUGAGAGAAUAUAGAGAGUUUCUGGGAAAUACCAAGCCACGCUCUAGAACGACAUCAGGUUUUUUUAAGGGGCCAGGAAAGGUGGUGAUGGUUGCCAUUUGCAUCAAUGGAUUAAACUGUUUCUUCAAAUUUCUUGCCUGGAUUUAUACGGGUUCAGCAAGUAUGUUCUCAGAAGCUAUACACUCUUUAUCUGAUACUUGUAAUCAGGCCUUACUAGCAUUGGGCAUCAGUAAGUCUGUUCAAACACCAGAUCCUACUCAUCCGUAUGGAUUUUCAAAUAUGCGCUAUAUUGCUUCACUAAUUAGUGGUGUUGGUAUUUUCAUGAUGGGUGCAGGAUUAUCUUGGUACCAUGGAGUCAUGGGAUUGCUUAAUCCUCAACCAAUAGAAUCUCUUCUAUGGGCAUAUUGUAUUUUAGCAGGAUCAUUAGUAUCUGAAGGAGCAACACUUCUUGUUGCUGUAAAUGAGCUUCGUAGGAGUGCUCGGGCCAAAGGAAUGUCACUUUACAAGUAUGUAAUGGAAAGUCGUGAUCCUAGUACAAAUGUUAUAUUAUUGGAGGAUACUGCAGCAGUGUUGGGAGUGACAAUAGCAGCCACUUGUAUGGGCCUUACUUCUAUAACAAGCAAUCCACUGUAUGACAGCCUAGGUUCUUUGGGUGUGGGCACCUUAUUAGGUGUGGUCUCAGCAUUCCUCAUCUACACUAACACGGAAGCACUCUUAGGGCGAUCCAUCCAGCCAGAACAAGUACAGCGGCUUACUGAACUCCUGGAGAACGACCCAUCAGUAAGGGCAAUUCAUGACGUUAAAGCCACAGAUCUAGGAUUAGGGAAAGUAAGAUUUAAGGCAGAAGUAGAUUUUGAUGGACGAGUUGUUACGAGAUCAUAUUUGGAAAAACAAGAUUUUGACCAAAUGCUACAAGAAAUUCAAGAAGUGAAGACUCCUGAAGAACUAGAGACCUUUAUGCUUAAACAUGGAGAAAAUAUUAUUGAUACUUUAGGAGCUGAAGUAGAUAGACUUGAGAAGGAACUGAAAAAACGAAAUCCUGAAGUUCGACAUGUAGAUCUGGAGAUAUUAUAGACUCGAUGGAAUGAAUCACCUUGGAGGGAGCCUUGGAAACACGUUUGCCAAGACUGCUUUCCCACACUGAAGGAGUCGAUGCCAUUCAGAAGCCGUUUUUUUUUUUUUUUUUUUUUUUUUUUAAGAUGGAGGAAAUAUUUAUGUAAAGAGCAAUUCAACAGUCCACAGAACUAAAACAACUUCUUACUUCUAAGAGACAUAUUACAAGUUGAAUCAAUUUGGAAAUCAUGUUUUUAUGUUUCAGCAGGAAACAUUUUGGUUACCUAAAUUGUUCAUAAUUUUUCAUUUUAGCUGUCAGUGUGUAUUGUACCUUGCAAUCAUGUUUCCUUCACAUUGGUAAAAAAUAAGCAGCAUCUGUAAGAUUAUGAUUUUUAAUUUUGUUGCCAGUGAAGAUUUCACUCCAUCAAAACCUGUCAAUCUUGAACAUUCUGGCUAAAUCUUGGUUUGCGGUUUUUAAAACAGUCACUCCAUUUCAAAGUCUGUCUUUCCUUCUAGAAUGUAGAAAUUAUUUUAACGUACCUUGUGUUUUUUGCCCUGAGCACUAAGAGGAACACUUUCCUAACCUAGUUAUCCAUAAAUGUUCAUUCCAGAAAGGGCGUUGUUACUGAAUGGAAGGAAGAGAUUUCAGUACACUCUUUUAGGUCAUGCUACUUGCCAUUUUGUAAAAUUUCUUUUCUCUUCUUUGCUUUUUUUCCCUUAUUUAGUUUAAUUUUCCUAGUGAUAGGAAAUAUAAAAUAGCCCUAGAUAUUUCCAUGGGCCAGUGUGCUGACUGGUUUUUUGUUUUUGUUUUUUAACUGGCUUCAGUCCCAUAACGUG
Mesoplodon densirostris (Blainville's beaked whale) is the source of this 2633-nucleotide messenger RNA. Its product is annotated as proton-coupled zinc antiporter SLC30A9, mitochondrial-like. Lineage: Eukaryota; Metazoa; Chordata; Mammalia; Artiodactyla; Ziphiidae. Gene Ontology annotation, cellular component: nucleus; membrane. Gene Ontology annotation, molecular function: monoatomic cation transmembrane transporter activity. The coding region runs from base 105 to 1817 and encodes 570 amino acids. Gene Ontology annotation, biological process: zinc ion transport; transmembrane transport; positive regulation of transcription by RNA polymerase II. The record is from RefSeq and is a predicted model, not a curated record. The transcript has 2 exons.